Messenger RNA from Botrytis fragariae, 1200 nucleotides. RefSeq names its product putative origin recognition complex subunit 6 protein. The record is from RefSeq and is a predicted model, not a curated record. Gene Ontology annotation, biological process: DNA replication. Bases 1 to 1200 code for a protein of 399 amino acids. Gene Ontology annotation, molecular function: DNA binding. The transcript has 2 exons. NCBI's taxonomy places the organism in Eukaryota, Fungi, Ascomycota, Leotiomycetes, Helotiales, Sclerotiniaceae. Gene Ontology annotation, cellular component: nuclear origin of replication recognition complex.
AUGAAUCAAGCCACCUCACAAGUCCUCUCGAAUCUCAUUCCCCGACAUUCUGGCACCCUCCCCCCCGAGCUCCUCGCUCUAACCAGUUCUCUCAUUUCCCAAUCACGCCUGAGAUGUUCAUUAAGUCAAGAGCAGGAAAUUGGGAGGACGUAUGCCUGUGCCAAUCUUGCUUGCGAACGUUUAAAAACAACCUUGAAUCUCCCCAAAAUCGAACCUCGACCUCCACUUCCUCCCAGAGUUUACAAGAAACUAUACGCAUAUAUUGAGGAUACACUAGCUAGCACAACACCGAAGAAACGCGCCAGAGUUGAGGGAAGUGGAAUUGAAAGUGGAAAUGCGACGCCGAGUAGACAAUCAUCUAAGAAACGCACACCAGGCCAUAAUGAUACGCCUAUAAAAACUACGCUCCCGCAACGAGGUACGCCAUCCAAAUCAAAAAGUCUCGCGAGUUUUCGCACUCCGAAGAAAGGAUUGCGGUAUGAGAAGAGAGAUGAGACGAAGAUACCAAGGUGGGUGGGUGUGAUAGGUAGAGAACUCUGUGCGAAAUUGGGGAUGAAGGAAGCUACGCCGCAUGUUUUGGCUGGGGUGGAGAGUCUGAUAUUUUGGGAGGAAGAGAAGAUGAGGAAGGGCGAGGAGAUAAUGGGGAGGUGGCCGGCGAUGAUGAUGGCGGUUUGGAGUAUUGUUUGGGGGAAGUUGAGGACGGGAGAGGAGGUGUUGAGUGAUGAGGAGUUUAAGGAAAAGAGAUUGGAGACUUUGCAGGUGUUGAGAUUGGCAAGAGGAGAUGAAGAGGUUGAGAGGAAGGUUGGGAGUGGAGGAUGGGAGGGCUGGGAUUUACCAGAGGAGGAUGAGGAUGAGGAGGAGGAGAGGAGUAAUGCGAAAGAUGUUAAUGGCUGGAUGGCGGAGAUUUGCAAUAAAGGGUGUUUGGAAAUGGAUUGGUAUCAAAAUAUGGUUCGACCAGACGGUUCAGAUGAUACGGAAGAUGACCAAGAACGAGAGGAUGCUCUAGAUGAAAUCCAAAGAGUGCGAGUUCGCGAAGACGAAAUGAGAUAUGGACUGGGAACAAUGCGACAAGCGAAAGUAGACUACUUGACAGAGAAGAAGAGAGCUGAAUACAAGGCGUGGAAAAGGAAUAUCCUGGCUAAGAUUGCACGGCUACAGAAAGAGGGAAAGAAAGGACAUGUGAUGGAUAUUGAAGCAUAA